AUGGCCGCUGCGCGGGACUUGCAACAAGCCAUUUUGGAUCUGGUGGAUGAGCGUCUUAAGUCGUACGAAACAGAUGCCAAUGCCUCAUCCAGCGACGGUCACCGAGGUCAUAGUGCGCAUGCACUGGCCAUUUUAGAAAAUGCCUUUGAACAUGCGCCCAAUAUCACGCAGGCAGAGAAAUACAAACUGGCAGAAGCCACAGGAUUACAGCCACGACAAGUUACUAUAUGGUUCCAAAACCGGCGAAAUCGGCGCUCCAAUUCUCGUCGUACUACCAUAACAGAACCGGGUGUCAUCUCCGGAUCACGCGAUAUACCGCCUGCCCCCAAGCUGGAGCCACCGCCAAGUCCUCGGCAUACCUCGUCCGAGUCACAAACAUCUUCGCCGAACGUCUCGGGUCAGAGCCAUGAAUCCAACCAUGUCAAGAUCGAGGACCCUCUCUCUCUAGACUCUGAUUGGAAUCUUCCAGGCGCUGGAGAUCCAUUCGCGUUUGAAGUUGCGAACCAGCAGACACUUGGAGUGACACCUCCCUCACCUGUCAUGACGCACGUCUCUUCUUCUCAGAUGGGCCAAUCGACAUCGGAGGUUGAUCCACGGGAUACGGCACAAGGACCCACGCUGACGUUGGAUCAGUUGCUCGACAUGGACAAUGCCCAACAGUGCCUUGUAUUCAGCCCACUUGACUCACUACCUCGCCUAGACUUUGAUGAUUUGGAACUGAAUGUCCCUGCUCUUGAGCAAUGGCUUGGCUUGCCUUGUACGUCAGGCGUGACGUCUCUGCAUGUGCCUCCGCUGAGUGCCGGUGCUUUGCACGUGGCUGCGCUGGCGCUUUCCUCCCCAUUCCAGUUAUCCAAUGAGCUGCAUCGUCGUGGUAUUGAGGAGGGAUGGUCUAUGCCAGUACAGGUGUCAUCUCUUCGCCCGUACCCCCAUUCGAUGCAAUCGUUGCAUGACGAGGGCAUCUGUAUAGAAGGGGACACAAAAUCUCCCCUGGAUGGCUACGCUACGCCAGUGGAGGCCCGUGAUGACGACGUAUCUGUACUUGCGAACAGCGAUUCUGAAAAGCGGGAUGAAGAAGCAGAUGCUGAACUUGCUUACAAUGAACUACCUCAAGGUCGUAACCUAGGCACACUUUCUGCGGUGUUUUUGAUGGUGAAUCGUAUCCUUGGUACUGGUGUCUUCUCCACCACGUCGACCAUUUUGAACCAGAGCGGCAGUGUGGGUAUGAGUCUGAUGUACUGGGUAAUCGGUGGUUUGAUUGCUGGCUGUGGCUUUGCCGUGUAUGCUGAAUUUGCCAUGAAAAUGCACCGCAAUGGCGGUGAGUUGAACUACCUGCAAUACGUCUUCCGCAAACCCAACUUUCUCACCGCUUCGAUGUUUGCAGCACAAGCGCUAUUGCUGGGCCAAGCGGCCGGCAAUGCGAACGCCGCUGGCCAGUAUUUCAUUCGUGCUGGUGGUAGUGAGCCGACGCAGUGGAACUCAAAAGGUAUUGGUGUUGCUGUGAUCAUGGCCGCGCUGAUUAUGCACAGCACGAUGCUCCGUGUUGGUCUGAUUUUCCAGAAUGUAAUUGGUAUUUUCAAGGUGGUCAUCCUUCUUCUUAUUGUAUUUGCCGGCUUUGCUGCCCUCGCGGGCCAAACUGAGGGUCCCACGCCUGACAAUUUUACAAAUGCGUUUGCUGGCACACGCAGCGACAUUUACGGCGUAGCUUCAUGCAUUUACAAUGCCAUCUGGAGCUACGUUGGGUACUCCAACCUGUUUUAUGCGCUAGGUGAGGUCAAGAAUCCUGCACGCACGAUGAAAGUGGCUGGCUGCUGUGCGCUGCUCAUCCUUACUAUUCUAUAUGUGCUCUCGCAAGUGGCGUACUUUGCUGCUGUGCCGCUGGACGAAAUCCGCGGUAGUGAGCAGAUUAUCGCAGCAUACUUCUUCAAGCACAUGUUUGGCGAGCGUUCCACCAAGGCGCUGUCUGUGUUUGUGGCCCUCUCCGCUGUGGCCAAUGUGUUCGCUGUGCUUUUUUCACAGGGUCGUCUGAACCAAGCGCUUGGCCGUGAUGGUCUUAUUCCCUUCUCCAAGAUCUUUGCGUCCAACCGCCCGUUCAACGCACCCAUGGCUGGUCUUACAUGGCAUGCCAUUGUCACACUCAUUCUCAUGCUGGCGCCUCCGCAGGGCGACGCGUAUACAUUUGUCUUGAACCUAGCAUCCUAUCCCUUGAACAUUGUCAACACUGCUGUGGGUCUCGGUCUUUGCAUUACCUAUAUGCCUGACUCAUGGCGCAUUAAGCCUUCGUGGCUCCGCAACUGGGCUCCACCCUUCCGUGCCACGUUCCCCAUUGCUAUCUUUUUCACGCUCGUUUCUCUCUUCCUUGUGGUGGUUCCUUGGAUUCCACCGCCUAGCAAGCAGGAAGCCCAGUACAAAACCAUCUGGUACGCACUAGCUCCAGCUGUGGCCUGCGGUUUCUUUGUCGUUGGUGCACUAUACUGGCUCUGCUGGUACGUCAUCUUCCCAUGGGUGUUUAGGUACAAGAUUGUCGUUAAACGGUCCACGUUGCAGGACGGCACGCCUAUGACUCGCUUUGAGCAUGACCCCCCCUUUUCGUUUUGUACAUUAUUUACAUCUCGCCGUGCCUCGACGCCCACUGAGGCGGCGACAGAACCUAUGCCGGCGAACGUGAACGUCGUUUAA
Molecule: messenger RNA, 2676 nt
Organism: Malassezia pachydermatis
Lineage: Eukaryota; Fungi; Basidiomycota; Malasseziomycetes; Malasseziales; Malasseziaceae
Product: high-affinity methionine permease
Exons: 3
Coding region: 1-2676 (891 amino acids)
Biological process (GO): amino acid transmembrane transport
Cellular component (GO): membrane
Molecular function (GO): L-amino acid transmembrane transporter activity; DNA binding
Source: RefSeq, a predicted model, not a curated record